Metopolophium dirhodum (rose-grain aphid) is the source of this 756-nucleotide messenger RNA. RefSeq lists its product as uncharacterized. Bases 1 to 756 code for a protein of 251 amino acids. The transcript has 4 exons. Gene Ontology annotation, cellular component: membrane. The record is from RefSeq and is a predicted model, not a curated record. Lineage: Eukaryota; Metazoa; Arthropoda; Insecta; Hemiptera; Aphididae. Gene Ontology annotation, biological process: sensory perception of taste.
AUGGUAUUGACUGAACUUGAAUCAAUUCACGAAAAAUUGAUACGUCUGAAUGUAAAAGGGCUGAUGAAAAUAACAUAUUAUAUGAAUUGGAUUCCUAUGGUUAUAAUGAUUGUAAAUGUGAUGGUAGGGAUUAUAACUACAAUUCUAUGGACGAUAAGGCAUAAACAUUUGUUUGAUAUAAAAGAAAUGGUCAUAAUGCUGGUUUCAAAUAUUUGCCAAUCCUUUGUUCUUUUUGAAUAUAUACUACUUAUAACAUACAUAAAGUGGAUGGUCUACAUGAUAAAUGAACAAAUUCCGGAAAGAAGAUGUUGUUUAAGUACCUACAGAGACAUGUAUUUGGAAGUUAUAGAAUGCUUACAUCAAGUCAAUAAAUCAAUAUACGGUGUGCCGGCCAUUGUUGUUUUUAUUGCAUCAAAUGUCGCUGAAAUCAUUGUUUCUAUAUACGGAAGUUUAUUGUUUCCUAGAGAUUAUAUUAAUGAUUCUUAUUUAAUUCUUUCUUCCAUAUGUCUGUUGUCGAAAAUAGUCAAUAUUCUAACUUUAUACAUGAUUGGUGAUGUUACAGAAAAAGAGGUAAAUCGGAUGAGUUUUGUCUUACAUCAACGAUCCUUAAUAGAAAGAAACCCUAGAAUUAAACGUCAGAUCAAGUUUUUUUUACUACGCAGAUUACACGAACACUACUAUUUUGAGCUGUAUGGAAUGUGUCAUAUUAUUAUAAGACAACUAUUUAGUUUAUCAAACAAAGCAAUUGGUUAUUAG